Molecule: messenger RNA, 3484 nt
Organism: Camponotus floridanus (Florida carpenter ant)
Lineage: Eukaryota; Metazoa; Arthropoda; Insecta; Hymenoptera; Formicidae
Product: proto-oncogene tyrosine-protein kinase ROS-like
Exons: 9
Coding region: 63-3467 (1134 amino acids)
Biological process (GO): multicellular organism development; protein phosphorylation; cell surface receptor protein tyrosine kinase signaling pathway
Cellular component (GO): signaling receptor complex; membrane
Molecular function (GO): ATP binding; protein binding; transmembrane receptor protein tyrosine kinase activity
Source: RefSeq, a predicted model, not a curated record
UAUCGGAGAAAAGUGAUCAUCAUAUACUAAAUUUCAAAUCUGACUGGAGUUAUUUUGAUAAUAUGACUAUAACAAGUGAGCAAGAAGUCGAUGAGGUUCCACUUGCAAACAUUUCUAUCACCCCAGAACCUAUCAAAAGCAGUUUGAGCAAGCCAACAUCUCUCAAAGCAUUUGUACAAUUCGACGAUGAAUUUACAAAAAACGAUAUUUUUGUGACAUUGAGAUGGAAUCAACCUGAGUUUACCGAUGAACCAAUACAAGGAUAUACAGUGAAAUGUUUUAUCGAAAACUUACAAGAGAUUCAAAUCUAUGACGAUAAGAAUAUCACAACUACAAAAUUGGAAUACACGGUAAACAAUCUAAAACCUAACACGACAUAUUAUUUCCGAAUAUGUGCGCAUACUAAAGUUGUUGCUGGUCCUUACGCGGAAAUCCGUGUGUCAACUAUACGUGAAAAUCCAAUACCUAAAUUAUUAAUCUACACGGUUGACGGUUUCGAAAUAUGGGACCAGGAUUCAAACAUUACUAAAUUCGUAUCGAUGGAAUAUGGAUUCACUUACUCGAUACAAGAACAAAGAAUUUAUUGGUAUAACGAUAAACAUGACCUAAUGACAAUGAAAAUUAAUGAAAAUAAUAUCACAAAAAUGGCUAGCUAUGAUAAAGAUCUAUAUGGUCUCUGCAUUGACUGGGUAGCAAGAAAUCUAUAUUUUAUGAGUGAUUAUCAAAAGUCAAGAUAUAUUGUAAAGUUCGACUUAACAAUGUGGGAAAAUGGCAUAAUUAAAUUUGAUGAGAUUAUAGAGAUAAACGCUUAUUAUGCAAAAAUUCGUAUGUUACCGUCUAUGGGACUUUUAUAUGCCGUAUCGCCAAAUUCAUUUAAUAACCAAUACGAUAUGAUGAAAUAUCAUCUCGAUGGAAAAAAUAAGCAAAUUGUUCAAAUAAAUUCGUCUAUUAUGUACUUUUGCCCAUUUCAACUUACAGAACUUAGAAGCUUAACAGAAUACUAUUUACAGUAUACGAUAAUUGAUGACAUGAAUAAUGAGGAGCCGUUAAUUUACUGGUUAACUAACCAUCACGUAAUUGUGACAGACAUUAACGUUUCUAUGUGCAAUACGAUUUUACACAAUAAAAACAUAAACAAUACAAGUGAUGGUAUAAUAUUCAAAUCUAUAACAAUUGACAAAACAUACGUUUACAUUUUAGCAAUGGAUUAUAAUGGUUACUAUCUCUACAUUUUGGAAAAAAGAUAUGCAAGUCUCAAAAGCGUAAAUGCAAACAAAUAUGUUGAAAAGAUAAUAAUAGACCGAAAAGAAGAUUAUCAGACUUUAUAUCAAAUUCACGCUUUCGAUAAAUCUUCUCAACCAUAUCCUCCAAUAAGAUGUUUGACACCUGACGAAAAAGUUUAUAAUUUUGAGAAUGUGACUGCAAUGACAAACAGCAUCAUUGUAAGUCUUCCGGAGCCGGUUGUAAAGAGUGAAUGCAAAAAAUAUAAUUUACCAACUACUAUAUAUACUAUCUCCGUAAGCUGUUUAGACAACAAUCUCAACAAGUCUGAAAAAUUCAAUGUGCUGACGUGCGAGCGAUAUUACGAGAUUCAGAACUUAAUUCCAUUUACAGAGUACAAGUUGAAGUUUACUUUAAGCAAUUUUUACUUUGAUCAAUUAUCAAUAAAUCCAUUCGAUUCGAAUGUGAUAUCAAUAAAAACUAAUUCGGGCAAGCUUCAUGCACCAGAAAACGUAAGUGUUCUAGCUUUGACGCCUACUAUAGCAGUAGUUCAUUGGAUACCACUCAAGAAAGUGAACUGCAUAACCGUGACCUACGAAGUGCAUUGGAAGUCAGAUAUAUUAUUGAACAGCAUGCAACAAAAUAAUAAACAAUUGAUCAAUGUGCCGAAACGUAUGGCAGACGGCAGAUUUUUCACAAAGAUUAAUUUGUCGGUAUCAGUACAAGGUUACUUGAUACAUGUACGUGUGUAUCCAACUAAUUUCAGUGAUUUUUACAACGAGAGUUUGGGUAAGAUCGUUCACAUAUACUCAGAACCAAACAUUAUUAUUUUGAGCGAUGUCAACACAAAUAGCAUGAACAUUUCAUGGAUCUCAAACAUCAAUCUGACGAUCUCUUCUGCACUAGAAUACAAAGACGUUUCAACAGAAAAGUGGCAAACAACGAAUGAUACUAGAACGAAUUAUAACAAGGAAGUAAUAUACCAUAUCAAAAAUUUACAAUCGGGAACUUCAUACCAGUUUCGCUUGAUAUUGAGAUACCUCGAAUAUGAGGAAAAUUUUACAUGGCCGCCUGAUGAAAGAUUUAUUUUUUCAACUCGUGGUAGCAAACGUGAUAUUUCGAACACUCCUGGAAUAACAAAAACAAAAUAUUAUUUACCAUUGAUGUUAAGUUGUAUCAUUACGGUUAUAUAUAUAAUCUGCAUCUGUUUAUAUCAUCGACGCAGAAAUAAUAAUAAGCAACUUUUGCCUUCAACAAUGACCGACAUGGAAUUAGAGAUUCUACAUGAACUACCUUGCCAAAACACUCAAUUGAAUAUGCUUUACAGUCCUAUGUUACAUUAUAAUCCGAAUGAAUAUGCGAUAACUAAAAUCGAACGUAAACAAAUCACAUUAACAAAACCUCUUGGUAGCGGCGCAUUUGGAAAGGUGUUUCAAGGAAAUGUGAAGAACUUAGAAAGAUCGGGCACAGAGAUAUCCGUUGCAGUAAAAACGCUUCAAGACGAUGCUUCUUCCAAUGAGAAAAAGAAAUUUUUAAAAGAAGCCAAGCUUAUGAGUCACAUUCAACAUACACAUAUAUUAAGAUUGUUGGCCAUUUGUGAAGAUGGGGAUUCUCCAUUAUUAGUGUUGGAAUUGAUGGAAACUGAUCUGUUAAAAUAUUUAAGAGAUUGUCGAAAUUUGCAACCGUCAGAUUUGCAUGCCUUGCGUUUGCAGGAUUUACUCGCCAUGUGCGAAGAUGUUGCACGAGGCUGUUGCUACUUGGAAAAGUUGCGCUUCGUACAUAGAGAUCUUGCGUGUCGCAAUUGUUUAGUAUCUUCGAGAAAUCGCGAGAAUCGUGUCAUUAAAAUUGGAGAUUUUGGACUAGCUAGAGAUAUCUACAAGGAUGAUUAUUAUCGCGUGAAAGGAGAAAAUUUGCUUCCUGUUCGCUGGAUGGCACCGGAAUCUUUAAUAAUCGGAAUAUUUUCUUCUCAAAGCGAUGUUUGGUCAUUUGGUAUUUUAAUGUGGGAAAUUACAUCGUUGGGUGAGCAACCUUAUAUUGGCAAGUCUAAUGAAGAAGUGAUAAAUUAUGUACGUGCUGGAGGCAAACUGUCGAUAAAUCUUAACUGUCCGUCAAUAUUAUACCAGUUGAUGCUACGUUGCUGGAGUACAGCGGAUGCUAGGCCAAAUUUCAAAUUAUGUUUGAAAAAUAUUAUAGAAUUAAGAAAGAACAUAGAAGAUGCCUUACUGAGUCCAGUCGAUACUAUUUAGCCGAUAUAAUUAAAUUA